This is a messenger RNA of Schistocerca americana (American grasshopper), 1280 nucleotides long. Its product is annotated as transcription termination factor 3, mitochondrial-like. NCBI's taxonomy places the organism in Eukaryota, Metazoa, Arthropoda, Insecta, Orthoptera, Acrididae. The coding region runs from base 50 to 1213 and encodes 387 amino acids. Gene Ontology annotation, cellular component: mitochondrion. Gene Ontology annotation, biological process: mitochondrial ribosome assembly; regulation of DNA-templated transcription. The record is from RefSeq and is a predicted model, not a curated record. Gene Ontology annotation, molecular function: double-stranded DNA binding. The transcript has 5 exons.
UACGGUGCAAGGCACGUAGAAAUCUGUGAUGUAAAUAUUAUUAUUGUAGAUGUUGAAAAUGAAAGGCGUAACUGGUUUGUAUAGGAAAGUAUAUAAAUGUAUAGUGGAACAAAGUCGGUGUUCAGUUUGCUGUUCGCAAAAUAAUGACCUAUGUUUACAAGUUCCUAAGUACACUCUCCCAUUUUUAUCAAGGAACAUCAAGUGCUUUUCCUCAGCUAAAGUCGAACAACAUACAACUUAUGAUGUUUUGAAUGUGUGUGAUAGAAGAGAUGGGGACACUGGCGCUGAAGAUUCUCCGUCUGAAGUAAAUGGAGAAACUAGGUACCCACUUUCGAAUUCGUGUACAGAAGAUCUCUCAACCUACGCACCAUAUUUCAAGCCAGCGUUUAACUUCGCUGCUUAUGUCAACAAAUCGCCGACGUUGCAGCAGUUAGUCAAACUCGGUGUCGAUUUACAUCGUAUUGAGAAAAGCAGAAACAGCCCGGAGUACAUACUGCAACUGGAUUUUGAGAGAGAUAUGAGUAAGCAUAUAAGGUUUCUGCAUGAUGUGGGUGUGCCACCAGAUGCACUUGGUGCAUUCAUAACAAAGAAUCCAUACAUAUUUAAAGAAAAUCUUGAUGAUUUGUCAACAAGACUAAAUUAUCUGCAGUAUAAAAAAUUUACUGCUGAUGGCAUAGCCAGAAUAGUAACUACAAAUCCAUAUUGGCUUAUGUUUAGCACCAAAAGAAUUGAUCGUCGACUUGGCCACUUCCAGAAGACAUAUAAUUUGAGUGGAUCAGAACUACGCAUGCUUGCUCAGAAGCAGCCAAAAUUAAUCACGUACAACUUGCACAAAGUGAAGGAGAGUACAUUUGCGAUUAAGGAAGAAAUGGGGUUCAGUGAUGAAGAAUUAAAGAAAAUGUUGCUUUCAACACCUAGGCUCUGGAUUAUAAGUCAAAAAUCUUUACUUUCAAGAUUCCAUUUUGUACAUAACGUGAUGAAGGUUCCGCAUGAACAAAUUGCUGCCUCUUCAAAAAUACUGACAUGUCGUGAAUUUAGAGUACGGCAGAGGCACCUAUUUUUAGUGGCACUAAAUCGGGCUCAGUACAACCCUAAAAAAGAAAGUUAUGUUUCUUUGGAGAAACUAGUCUCAGGCACUGAUACUGAAUUCUGUGAUACUGUAGCAAAGGCAUCUAUACAAACAUAUAAUGAAUUUUUGAAAACAUUGUGUUAGCAGAAUUUUUUGUAAGACACUUUUACUGUCUUUGUGAAUAAAGUACAUAUCUUUGUUUUGUUGCAAA